Messenger RNA from Bemisia tabaci, 1717 nucleotides. Lineage: Eukaryota; Metazoa; Arthropoda; Insecta; Hemiptera; Aleyrodidae. The record is from RefSeq and is a predicted model, not a curated record.
CAAUCCUCAUUCGUAAUUCAUGCGGCGACUGCAUCCUCGUGGAAGGUGUCUCCGAGAAAAGUUUUCAUGGAAUCAAAAUACUCAACAUCGUAAUGUUGAUUACUGUCUCCAUUGGGUAGGGGUAAAUAUUUGGUGGGCCACUGGUGAUUUUGUAUAUAAAUAAGGGAAUUUAUCAUAUUUUUGCAGUGUCUAGUGCUGAGUGCAACAUGUUUUGUUGACUGGAAAUGACCGGAAAAAUUCCCGAGCACCACUCUAAGUAUCUUGCCAAAAUCAGAGCCAUAUUAAGAGGAUGGGUCUUGAGAAAAAAUCAGAAUCACGAACAGUUCUCGACGUAGGGGUAAACGAAGAUAUUCCUGAUUUUUCGGAUGAAAACUAUGAGCCACAUGAUCAUGAACCGGAUGGCAAAUCAGCCUCAUACUUUCAGGCAUUCAGCGUCUUGAUGAAAGCUAGUUUAGGAACCGGUAUACUAGGAAUGCCGAGAGCUUUUUACAAAGCAGGAUACAUUCUCGGUACAAUAAGUACGAUAAUCUCUGGAGGAUUAACAAUACUCAGCGUUCAUUUAAUCGCAAGAACAGAACAUGAACUGUGCAGGCGGAAAAGAAUACCUCGUAUGACUUAUCCUGAAGUAGCCGAAGCUGCAUUUGAAAAGGGCGUUUUCAGACGUUUUAAGAGAGUUUCAAGAAAUAUAUGUUUUUACGGCUUGGUUUUAACGGAAUUUGGAACUACCGCUGCGUAUGCGAUUGCCAUUGCUGAAAAUUUAAAAGCGGUCUGUGAUAAUAACUUUUCCCCGGCUCCUCUGAGAUUUUACCUUCUUUGCCUCUUGGGACCCUUAGUUGUAUUAUGCUGGAUAAAAAAUCUGAAGUCGCUAGCACCUGUGACAUCGUUAGGGACGUGUUGCAGUAUUGGUUGCAUCGGCACUAUCUAUUACUUCAUCUUCUCGCAGCCAAUCUCGCUCGAACACAGAAAGGCGUCCGGGUCAUUCAAUGACUUUGCCCUCUCCUUCGGCACUACAUUGUUCGCACUGGAAGCUUUCCCAGAGAUUCUGCCGAUCAAAAAUAGGAUGACGAAACCGGGACAAUUUGGAUCCACUUUCGGUGUGCUCAACGCAGCAAUGGUUCCCAACACUGCAUUGUGUGUCGUUUUCGGGGUUUUUGGGUAUCUGGCCUACGGGAAGAAUACUCUCAGUCCCAUCACUCUGAACUUGCCACAAACCGGAAUGGUUGGAGACUUAAUCAGGUUCCUCUUGGGUGCAUCCAUCUUCAUGUCUUAUCCAAUCGGCAAUUACGUUGUUGUUGAGCUUCUUUGGCACAAGAAUUUGAAACUGAGAUACGAAAAAAUACCAGAUUAUUGGGAGUACGUCUUCCGAACAUGCGUGACGUGCACUAAUAUCUUAUGCUGCAUCGCUGUGCCCAACUUGGAGCUAAUCAUGUCGUUGGUGGGAUCUCUCAUGGUGCCCGCUCUCGAGCUAUGGCUCCCUGCCAUUAUGCACACUAUCACGUUCUGGAAUGAAUACACAGGGAUUAAAUUCCUCAUCUACGUGAUAGGACCUUUCAUUCUCUGUAUGGUCACCGGCUUUUUUGCUCUGGUCGUCUCUCUCAGCACCACUGUCUUUGAGAUCUACCAAACAUUCUAGUUAUACUAUUUCGAUAAUGUUGAAUGUUUGUCUUGUAACGAUAUUGUUAAUUUUGUAAAUAAUAUACAUUUUUGUACAGUCGUA